UACUCAUAGUUGUCAUGAAAGAGAUUUCAGAGUAAAAAAGUCCUUGAGAGCAUGACACACGUCACACACCAACUAACAUUCUUCAAUGGAGUGGAUAAGGUUCUUUGAGAUAUUUUCUCCACCUGGGAAGAAUGGUUCAACGAAAAAUAUCCACUCCCACUCUAUAUCCCUAAUUGUUUCCAUUCCGAUCUUGUGUAAAUCAUAGUGGAAGGUAAGAGAGAGAGAGAGAGAGAGAGAGAGAGAGAGAUGGCGUGCUGUGGGAGGCCAAGCAGGAGUGACGCUCAUCUCUCCAAGGAAGAAGAGGAGAAGGCUGAGGAAGAAACCAGAGACUACUUUGAUGGCUUGGCGCCCAAACGCCACUCCAAGCCUCAGAGGAGCGAGUACUCGGCCAGUUAUGUCGAUGGCGUGCCCUCCUCUAAUGGUGUUAUCCCUGAACAAGUUGUGUUUCAGCAACUUGAACAUGAUUCUCAGAAACUGGUCUACAAUGGAAGUGAGGUGAGGGAAGAGUUUGUGGAAACAGAAUACUACAAAGAUCUCAAUUGCGUUGACAAGCACCACCACACUACCGGGACAGGGUUCAUCAAAGUGGAGAAUGAAAAUGGCAUGAGCUUCAACCUAGCUCCUGAUGCUGCUACAGACUGUCACGGCCCUUGUCACGGAAAUCCGGCGACUAACGACUGGAUUCCGGCGGCUAAUGACAUGGUUGCAUUUGCCUCUGACAAGCCGAAGAGGAGCGACAAUUAGAAUUGAGGGAUACGAAGUGAAUGAUGUUAUCUUAAAACCAGCAGCUGUGUUGUUCAGUUUCUCUGUGUUUCAUCUGGACUUGAUGUGGGAUGUGUUUCCAUGGAGUUGUAGGCUGUGUUCUUAUGUGCUGUUUUCUUGUUCUCCCCUCAAGAUGUACUGGGCAUGCGAUGAAUAUAAUAAAAGUAAUUUUUUUUUACAUA
This is a messenger RNA of Rhododendron vialii, 944 nucleotides long. RefSeq lists its product as uncharacterized. The transcript is spliced from 4 exons. Bases 247 to 744 code for a protein of 165 amino acids. NCBI's taxonomy places the organism in Eukaryota, Viridiplantae, Streptophyta, Magnoliopsida, Ericales, Ericaceae. The record is from RefSeq and is a predicted model, not a curated record.